AACAAAUAAAAAAGAAAAAACAUGAAGGUGACCAUGACAGUGCCCCUUCACAUUCAGAAAAGCCCUUGGUGCAAACUGAAGAGGAAGUCACUGAUGGGCAGAGUGAUUCCCGCUGUAUGCCUCUAAAUGAACUCAUCAAAGAAGAUUUAAAAGAAGCACUUUGUGAAAUACUUGAAAAAUAUAAAUGUGAUACAUGUAUGAAGAAAGAACUACCUCAUAUCCUUAAAGGAAGAAAACAACUAAGGGAAAUAUCUACAGAACAAGAACUAAGGAAGAAAUAUGACACUAAGUCCUUAUAUUCAGAAUACCCUGCUACCAAGACAGUGAAGGAAAUGGAGCAUGAGUACAGUGAAUUGCAGUACCUUCAUCUAAAGGAACUCAUUAAAAAAGAUUUAAAGGUGAAAAUUUGUGAUGUGCUUGGAAAAUACAAAAAUGUUUGCCCCGAGGAAGAAGGACUGCCUCGUGUCUCUAAGGAGAAAACAAGAUUAAAGAAAAUCACUGAAGAACAAGAAAUGGAGAAGUGCAAUGUUGAAUGUGCAUCCUUAUGGUCAUGGCCUUCUGUGAAAACAGAUGAGGUGACAGUAGACCAGCAGAGUGCACUACAGUACAAACACCUCAAAAAAUACAUCAGAGAAAAUGUAAAGGAGAUGGUUUAUGAACAACUUGAAAAUGCUGAACUUAUUAUUCAUCCUAAGGAAGAGCCUGCACCUGAUGACUCUAGAAGAGAAAUAUCCACAAAGGUUAAAGAAAAGAAGCCAGGGUAUCUGCAUGUGCCCCGUUUGAACUCUUUUGAGCACAGAAUUGCUGCACUGCGGGCUACCGCACACGUUGAACCAGCUCCUGCUGCCUGCCCUGGUGAUGCGGGUGACGUGGGUGACAUGGACAAGGCUUUCACGGCUGAACUGGCCCAUCCAGUUGCUUUGGCUGUCAGCACUGACCCUGAGAUUGCUCCUGGUCACCGCGCUGGCGACACCAGGGACCCUCCUCACAAUGCUGACCUGGCUCUUGACAAGCUCAGUAUUGAUCCAGAGUCUGCUCCUCUUUGUGGUCCCAGUGACACUAAGGAUCCUGCUAAGGACGCUGACCUAGCUUUUCACACUGCACAUCCAACUGGCCACUUCAGACCAAGCAUGAACACCAACAACAGGCCUGUCCUUCCUGUUGUUUAUGUCUGAUGACAUGGGAGAUACACCAGAUUCUACAAGGGUAGUCUGCAGAUCUUACCAAGAAGCUUCCAGUAAAAAGAACGAGGGCCAGGGUAAGUUAGUCCACAGUGGUUUAAAUAGAUAAUUUUUGUCCCAGAAAACUAAGUCUCUUUGGUACUAGUACUUAUGACUAAUAAAUUCCAUGUUUUAUAUGAGGAUACAUAGGCUUUACUUGGUACCAGAAGAAAGUAAUUUUUCCCCAAUUGUAUUGAAAAUAUAUAAUAUAAAAGUAACAAAGUCAGUUCAGUCCACCAAAACUGACCAAAUAAUGUUAGUUAGUUCAUGGUUGUCUCCUAUUCUGGAAUGAGAAUUAUUUUCUCUCCCAGUGAUAACCUUGUGUUUUUGGAGUGGCUAAGCAUAUACAGAGAUAUCUAACUGUUAAAUAUUAAUCAGUGUCUGCCUUUUCUGUGGCCAUACACUGACUUGUGAGGAUAGCAUCAUCUCGGAAACAAACACUCCAAAACAAGCAGCAUAAAACAAAAAAAGGAGCUUCCAAUUCACACACCUACUUAUACACAAUGAUGCUGAUGAUACUGCAUGAGAUGAUGCCAAUAUCGACACUGAUGCUACUGCCCAUAAUCCUCUCGAUGACGCCACCGAUGUUCCUGGUGAUACUGCUAGUAAUUCUUGCUUUUACUUUUCUUUCUAGUUGGUGCUGCAGUUGAUUGACAGUCCUCUGAAGCAGUCAAAUUGAUAUCUAUAUUAGCAAGAAUUUUAAAACAUACAGAAAUUCAAAAGAAAAAUAAUUCUCUGAAAGAGGACAUUCUAUUUAUUGAACUCUGUACACAUGUUGUUGUUAAUUUCAAUUAAA
Molecule: messenger RNA, 2016 nt
Organism: Peromyscus leucopus (white-footed mouse)
Lineage: Eukaryota; Metazoa; Chordata; Mammalia; Rodentia; Cricetidae
Exons: 4
Coding region: 117-1175 (352 amino acids)
Source: RefSeq, a predicted model, not a curated record